CAUAGCUCAUUGAAGAGGGAAGUAACCUGAGCUUACUGGAUCUGUGAUUGUGUUUUCUGUUGCUGGCUCUGUAUAGGAAAAAGAGCUGGCUGGAUAUAAAGAGCUGGCUGUUUACUGAGCGCUGGAGGCUGCAGGUGUUUUGUUCAGGUUAGAAAUCCCAGUAGGACAUGGAAGUCAGGUUCAAAGAUCACAUGAAACCAGGCAUGGAGGAGUUAACAAUAUGGGAGCAACAUACAAUAACGCUAAACAAAGAUUCCAAAUUCGGGUUUGGUUUUGCAAUAUCAGGAGGCAAGGACAAGCCUCAGCCCGAUGGGGACACAUCUGUAAUGGUAUCAGAUGUGCUGCCAAAUGGCCCGGCCAUGGGACGACUGUUCACCAAAGACCAAAUUGUCAUGGUCAAUGGAGUACCUAUGGACAACGUCCACUCUAACUACACCAUUCAGACCCUCAAGUCUUGCGGCAAGACGGCAAACAUAACAGUCAAACGUCCUCGGAAGAUCCAGAUCCCAGUGUCCACAUCCGCCAGACCAACUCGGGCGGCCUCGCAAUCCAACCUGCUGGAUCAGGAUCCUCCGAGACGAACACGACGCCACUCCGACGGCAGUGACAACACUGACACCAAUCGCUACCGUUACCGUGACAACGACGACCGUUACCGCAGCAAUGACCGUUACCGCCGUCGCAGCCCCUCACCUGAACGCAACGGGUAUGGAAACACAGUGCCAUUGAUGUCAUCGGGGUACAAGAGGCUGCCGAACAACGAUGUCGCAGCAAAACCCAUCAGAACUACUUUGGUUAAAAAGAAAACCACAGAUGAGUAUGGACUGAAACUGGGCAGUCAGAUCUUUAUCAAGCACAUGACAGAAACAGGCCUAGCUGCAAGGGAAGGCACGCUACAGGAGGGAGACCUCAUUCUCAAGAUCAAUGGCAUGACAACAGAGAACCUUUCCCUGCUGGAGACCAAACACCUGGUGGAGAAGAGCAGAGGCAAACUGACCAUGACAGUUCUCAGGGACGACCGCAAGUUCCUGGUCACCAUCCCAGAGGUGGAGGACAGCCCCCAGAACAGUGAUUACGACCGUCGCAAAGACAGCAGCUCGGAGAUGGAGGACAUUUCAGAUAUUGACGAGGGGCUCCCACCCCACAGAGCAUCACGUCCAGCUGCCAAAGAGAGGCGGACACGCAGAACAAAAGCUGAACCUCAACUGCCAAAGUCUCGGGAUCAAUCACCUGUGCGCUCCACCUUAACCCGGCCGCCUGCAAGAACUUACGCCUCUCGCCAAGCUCCAUCUGAAUCGGAUUCCGACCACAGUGCAUCUCCUCCUCGUCCUCCAGUCAGAGGAGAGAGGGAGAAAGACAGUCUGGACAUAAGGGACCAAACCAGCAAAUACAAAUCUCUCUCAGGGGUCUCCACUCUCCCCAACCCCAGAGCCUCUCCUGUAGCUCACAACUGGACUGCACCUGGCCCCCCAUCCUCCACCGCGUCACGGCCCCGCAGGCCGGUGUCAGAGUCGGACUCGGACCGUGAAGCUUCCCCGCCCCCACAAAGAGACGGCCCUCGUCUGGACAGUAGAUACAAAGUUCUUCCUGAUCGUUACUCAGGCCGGGUAUCUUCCCCCAUUGUUGUUCGCCAGGAUCCACCAAGAAAGGUCAACUCACCUGUGAGAGUCCCGCCACCAGAUUCUGAUUCCGAGUCAGAUGGCUUCUCGGAGCCUCCUCAGAGGCGUAGCACUACAUACAGUCAGGACUCUCUCAGCCGAUACAGAGUCUUACCAGAAGUUUCCCUGCAGUCAGAGGUGGAGCCACCAAAAUGGAGCGCUGCCAGCAAUCCACCACAGAAAGCGAACUCAGGGUCUGAAUCUGAGGCCAGUUACGCAUCAGUCCCCAGGAGGGAUUCUACUGGCAGCAGAAACUCCGACUCAGCCAGGAACAGAUACAGGGUGCCUCCUGGAAAAUCCACUUCGGUUUCUGUGAAGCCUCUUCGUCGAGCCCCGUCACCCACCAGACCGCCCCCAGAUGAUUCCUCUGAGUCAGAUGAGCUUUCCCAUCUUAGGAGGUCUGGCAGCUCUGAGCGGGGGGACAGUCACCGCAAUGCUCCUCGUGCUGCAAAUGGAACCAGCACCGUCAGGUCUGGGAUUUCGGUGAAGAACAACCCACCCGUCUACUCCAAACCUGAAGAAGAGCCUCUCUAUUUCCUGCCUCCAGAUUCAUACCCAUCUACUCCAGGGUACAGCUCAGACGUGAAGAGAGUGUCAUUUGUAAAGGAGCGCAGUUUGGGUUUGAGACUCGUGGGGGGCAACGAUGUUGGUAUCUUUGUAGGUGGAGUCCAGCCACACAGCCCUGCGUAUGAACAGGGAAUGAAGGAGGGAGACCAGAUCAUGCAGGUAAAUAAAGUUGAUUUUGGCCAUUUCACACGAGAAGAAGCUGCCAACUUCCUCCUUGACCUCAAGACAGGACAACAGGUUGAAAUCUGCACGCAGAACAAGAUGGACCUUUACAAAAAGAUCAUCAAGUCCAGCCUGGGAGACAAUUUCUACAUCCGUACGCACUUUGACCAUGAUUCUGAAGGUCCCAUUGGUCUGGGCUUCACCAGAGGAGAAGUGUUCAGGGUGGUGGACACAAUGCAUCGUGGGAAGCUGGGCCAGUGGCUGGCCAUCCGCAUGGGAAAUGAUCUGCACGAGAUGGACAAGGGCACUAUCCCCAAUCAGGCCAGGGCAGAGAAUCUGGCCAAGAUGGAGCAGGCACAGCGGGCGAGUGGCGAGAGACAGGUGUCGGGGCCGAGAGCCGAGUUCUGGAAACUACGGGGGCUCAGAGGGAAUAAGAAGAAUGAGAAGAACAUGCGGCGGAGUCGUGAGGAUCUGAUGCAGCUCACUAUUCAGGGCAAAUUCCCGGCUUAUGAGAGAGUCCUGCUCAGAGAAGCUAAUUUCAGGCGGCCCAUUGUCAUUCUGGGUCCUCUUAAUGAUAUCGCCAUGGAGAAGCUGGCCAGAGAGAUGCCUGAUGAUUAUGAAGUGGCAGAGAUGGUUCCUCGUAGUGGAGGAGGAGAUGGUGGCUCCACAGUUAUUAAACUGGACACUGUGAGGAAAAUAGCAGAGAAGGACAAACACCCUCUGCUGGACAUCACUCCCACUGCAGUGGAGAGGCUCAACUACAUCCAGUACCACCCGAUGGUUCUGUUCUUAGACCCACACAGCCGCAAGGAUGUCAAGACCAUGAGGCAGAGGUACAGCCCCAACUCCAACAAGAGCUCCAGACGCCUUUACUCACAGGCCGUCAAAAUGAGGAAACACUGCAGCCACCUUUUCUCAGCUCGUGUGGACCUAGAUCCCAGCUCCCACUCUUGGUAUGAGAGUCUAAAGAAUAAGAUCCGCCACGAGCAGACCAAACCUGUCUGGGUGUCUGAAGUCACGUUGGAAAGUGGUGGAGAACAAGACUUAGAUGCUUUGGACCAAACCCAGACUGACUACCUCAGUGCUGCUAGUGACCUGGAGGACACUGAUGGAGAGGGCUUCACAGAUGAUGCCUACACUGACAAUGAGGACCUGGAGGAGUCUUACCGUGGUCAGGAUCCAGCCAGGACCCCAGGGGGCUCCAGGGUGGCUGGAGCUGCAUUAGCCCGAUCAUCUGAGCCAGCAACCGGACCUGAAGACGAACCAGAGGAAAACGAUGAUGCGUACGCACCCAGAGAAGUCCCGCCACUAAUGCACGUACCUGAGCCCAAGUCACCCCGUCAGGAAUAUUACAGCCCACCGCAGAGUGAUGGUGAGGAAGAAGAUCCCUCUCAUCGCAGUUUUACAGACUCGGACUUCAGCGCUCUUGAUGUAGCUCCACCUGCCACUCCGUCCGAUGGACCACCAGAUUUCAGAGCCCCAGACCCCAUACGUCAGCACCCAGUGGACGAGCCUUCAUACGCCGAGGAGCAGCCCGAGAGAUCCCAGCAUGCCAGCCUGUCUGCUAUCGAAGACCUAUUAGAACGGGCUCGCUCAGCAGAGACACAGGCACAAGAUGAGGAUAAGAAACCCCCUCAAUUCAUCGUGCUCGCACAUCACCACCAAGCAGUCCAGUUCAGACGCACACAGAUCCAGGGCAGCGACAGCUCUGAGGAUGACUUUGAUGAUGCGGAUGACAUGGAAUGGGGUCCUGCAACUGAACUUUAGACACCCAGAGGAUUUUUGAAGCCACUUUUCCUCGUGAUCUACAAAGGACAUGGAAACAGUUUCACUCCCUCAAGUGAACUCUUGUGUCCUGGAUAAUUAGAUAAUAGUGUUUUUGUUUUGUUUUUAAUUAAUCUAAAGAGAACCUUGUUCAGGUGUCACUGCAGCCUUUAAUGACAACUGCAAGAUUUAAAGUCACAGAAAAUGCUCUCAGAUGAAUAUUGAGAUCAAAGUGCCUGAUUGUAUUUGCAGUGUUGGUUUUUAUUUAAAAAUCCCCGUGUGAAACAAAUCAAUUUCCCCUUUUAUUGUUACUGUAAUAUACAAUGAUGAGUGAUGAGUGUCCUUGUAGCAAUAGCAAGGGGAUUUAUUAUUCUUUAGUUUUUUUUUCUACAUUAAACUUUGUUUUAAAAAUG
Archocentrus centrarchus (flier cichlid) is the source of this 4564-nucleotide messenger RNA. It is a transcript of the gene tjp3, whose product is annotated as tight junction protein 3. The record is from RefSeq and is a predicted model, not a curated record. Gene Ontology annotation, biological process: establishment of endothelial intestinal barrier; positive regulation of blood-brain barrier permeability; cell-cell junction organization. The transcript has 30 exons. Gene Ontology annotation, cellular component: plasma membrane; bicellular tight junction. Lineage: Eukaryota; Metazoa; Chordata; Actinopteri; Cichliformes; Cichlidae. Bases 168 to 4154 code for a protein of 1328 amino acids. Gene Ontology annotation, molecular function: cell adhesion molecule binding.